This is a messenger RNA of Cavia porcellus (domestic guinea pig), 2890 nucleotides long. Its product is annotated as tripartite motif-containing protein 5-like. The record is from RefSeq and is a predicted model, not a curated record. Lineage: Eukaryota; Metazoa; Chordata; Mammalia; Rodentia; Caviidae. The transcript is spliced from 7 exons. Gene Ontology annotation, biological process: protein polyubiquitination; positive regulation of autophagy; positive regulation of canonical NF-kappaB signal transduction. Gene Ontology annotation, molecular function: protein homodimerization activity; ubiquitin protein ligase activity; zinc ion binding. Gene Ontology annotation, cellular component: cytosol; cytoplasm; nucleoplasm.
UAUAUCAGGAACUUCUCAGAAGACUUGUGUCUUUCUCUGCAGGGACUCACAACUUCUCUUGAGGCCUCCAAACCUUUUCUGAGCAGUUCGCGGUGGACAGAGACCUACAAACUUUACAAGAAAAAGCUGCAUUUGCUGGAGUCAGGACAGACAGGUGCAGAGAACGAGUAUCCAUGGCUUCAUCCAUCCUGGAGAAUAUCAAGGAGGAGGUGACCUGCCCCAUCUGCCUGAAUCUCAUGACAGAACCUGUGAGCACUGACUGUGGCCACACUUUCUGUAAACCAUGCAUCACUUCAAUCUACAAGUCCAUGGAACAUGAACAAGGAGUGAGCCACUGCCCUGUGUGCCGAGUCCCUUACCAGUUUGAAAACCUGAGGCCCAUUCGCCAUAUAGCCAACAUAGUGGAGAGGCUCAGGGAGUUGACACUGAGCCCAAAGGCAGAUCACUGUGACCUCCAUGGGGAGAAACUCCUGCUGUUCUGUAAGGAGGACAGAAAGGUCAUUUGCUGGCUUUGUGAGCGUUCUCAGGAACAUCAUGGUCACAAAGUGGUUCUCAUGCAGGAGGCUUCACAGGAGUAUCAGGAGAUGUUCCAUGAAGUACUGGAGAAGCUGAUGGAGUUGGAGGAAGAUUUUGCAAGGUUGAAAGCUCACAUUGAAAAAGAAAGAACUUCCUGGAAGAAUCAAAUACAGGGGGAGAUAGAAAGUGUCCAGACUGCGUUUAAGCAAAUGAGAGCCACCCUGGACUCUGAGGAGGAGACACGAGUAUAAAAACUGAAGGCAGAGGAGGAAGGUAUUCUUAAUGGCCUGGCAGACUCUGAGAGGGAGCUGACCCAGCACAACCAGCUACUGAGAGACCUCAUCUCAGAUGUGCAGCAUCGGCUGCAGGGGUCAGCAUUGGCGAUGCUGCAGGGGUCAGCACAGGCGAUGCUGCAGGAUGUGAUGUUGUACAUCAAUCAAAGGAUUAAGUUACUGACUCUGAAGCCACUAAGAACUUUUCCCAGGGAGCAGCGGAUCAUGUUCCGAGCUCCUGAUCUGAAAGAGAUUCUACAGUCAUAUUAAGCUCCUGCGACACUGACUCCAGUCAACCAUCCAAAUGUUACCAUUUCUGUACCUUUUGGACAAAGGCCGGUAGCAAAUAAUACAUUAAGCUCAUUGCUAUCUCAGGGAGGCGUCAUGAUGUGUUUACCAUCUGUCAAUUCAGGACUGAAUUUCUGGUAGAAUAACUGGGUCUUGGAUUAAGGGAAGGAAGAUACUUCAAAACCCCCUUUCACUGUUCCAAGUUAUCAACCUAAACAUGGCUCCUGGGUCAUAGGACUGCAGAAUAAAGUUAAGUACCAUUUUUUUCCAGUGUCUGAGAACUCUAAUCCCUGGACUGUGACCCUUUCACUGUCUGUUCCUCCAAGGCCAGUCGGGGUUUUUCCAGACUAUGAGGCUUAUACUCUCAUUCUACAGUGUGACCAACCAUGGGUUUCACAUCUAUAAAUUCUCUCCUCGGUGUCCUUUCCUGGUAAUGUUUUUCCAUUUUUCAGUCCUGAGGGAUGUUCAGAGUCGGUGACAUUUUGUGGGCCGAACAUGUGAACUUUCUUACAUGCUCUUCUUCUUCCCUGCUGAGCCUCUGGCCGAGGUGUGCAUCUCCUGCCUCUGAGUACCCUGCUCCUUUUUAGCCUCUCUGCCUGCUGUCUCCUGGUCUCCCAUUUGGACGUCCUUUACUCACUGUGGGAUCUAUGCAUUCUCUGGCGCUAUUUUCUUCCCAAUCUCUCAUUUGCUCAGGAUAAAAUCUUAUCCCUUCCCAGACUUCCAAAGAAAUGACCAAGUUCUUCUAAGAAAAACCAUUACUAAGGUAAAUUCUGGGCCCAAUCUUUACAACUUUGUUCUCUGCCACUGAGAAAAAAACGAAGGAAAGUUUUCAUCUAACUUUUUUUUUUUUUAAUCGGUACCGAGGAUCGAACUCAGGACUACGUGCUUGCAAAGCACGUCCUUAUGCCGCUGAGCCCCUUCUCCAUUCCCUUCACCUAACUUUCUAUACAUGGAAGACUGUUUAUAAGAGUAUUCUCACUGAAGAAUGAGACUUUAAUAGUAGAAUAGCUCAAUUUACCGUGAUGCUUCUUUUUCAUCUAGGGGUGAAAAACAGUCUGUCAUAGAAAACAAAGUCAUAGGGCCGGGGGUUUAGUUUAGCGGCCCUAUGCGAGGUCAUCAGUUUAAUCCCAUAGAAAAUAGGGUCAGAGAUCUUUUUCAAGCCAGGAAGAGACUAAGUGAUGGGAGGGGAGAAGGGGACAUCAAAAAAUUAUACUGUGUUAUGUAUGUAUACCAUCUCAUGAUGAAUUUAAGUCUGUAUAUACUGAAAACAUGUAUUAAUAAAAAUAAAAAAAUUUUUAAGGAAAAAUAUAUCAAUGAUACUUAAGAGAUUUUGUGUUCAGAGUAUCCAUGUUCAAAUCUUAUAUCUGCUUAUCUUGGCAGUGUAACUUUGAGUAAUGUGCUUGAAUGCUGUGUGUGUUUUCUUGUAGGCGUUUUGUAUGAGCACUGUACCUGCUAACUAUGAUCACUGGGAGAGAAUAAAUUGAGUAUUAAGCACCUUCUGAAGUGUCUCAUAAAUAUGUGUUCUAGUAAUAAUCUAAAAACACAAAACCAUAAGAAGCAGUUCCAGCAGUCAGGAGACUGAGACAGGAAUCAGUGCAAGUUUGAAUCAAUCGUGCCCUACAUAGUGAACUCAAGGCCGGCCUGAACUACAUAGUGAGACCCUCUCACAAAACAAAACAAAAGAAAUAAGAAGCAACCUUGUUCCGUGAAAUGGUCCACACAAAAGGGAACUACAGUCGAUGGCAGAGAAGUCACAUUUUUAGGCUGUAUUGUUAAAUACUACUGCAAUUUUGCCAUAUAUAUUCUUUCUCACA